AUGGGUUAUCUAAUCAGUCCAAGCAAUAAUCAGGGGGGUUCCCAGCAUUGUUUUAGAUUCAGGUUCUUUUUAUUCAGUUUCCAUUUGAUUACUGUAAAGAUGUAUUUCUAUAUUCCGGGUAUUUUAUUAACAGUUUCGGUCGUACUUGCCGAAGAUGGACCAAUAGUUAGUUCUCCGUCUGGACAAAUACAAGGCACCGUGGAAUCUUGCGGUCUGUUUUGCACGUAUUAUUCGUUCAAAGGUAUCCCGUAUGCACUCCCGCCGGUUGGAGAGCUUCGUUUUCGUAAUCCAGUUGCCUCUCCGGGUUGGAGUGGUGUUCGGGAUGGACGUCGACAUGGUGCUACAUGUCUACAGGUUGGCGCUGAAGCUGGGGAAGUUAUUGGUGAUGAGGAUUGUUUGUUCUUGAAUGUGUACAGUGAGAACAUAAUCGGAGCGCGUCCGGUGAUGGUUUGGAUACACGGAGGAGCGUUUAGUGCCGGAACCGGUGAUACUGAGCCAUUCGAUCCGCAGAAGUUGGUUCGUGAAGGUGUUACUUUGGUGACAAUAAACUACAGAUUGGGCGCGUUAGGAUUUCUUAGUACGGCGGACCAGUAUGCCCAAGGAAACUGGGGAUUAAAGGAUUGCAUCGAAGCACUUCGGUGGGUACAAAGGAACAUUGCUGCUUUCGGAGGUGAUCCGAACAAUGUUACGAUAUUCGGUAACUCCGCUGGGGGUUCACUAGUGCAUUUUUUGUAUUUAUCCGAGCUGGCGGAGGGAUUGUUUCACAAGGCUAUUGCUCAAAGUGGAACGGCAUUGGCUACGUACGCUUUUCAAUCGAACCCAAGAUUGUAUGCUGACAGGCUGGCGGCAUUUUUUGGUUUAUCAUACGAUAGCGCACUUUAUGUUGAUGAAUUGAGGAACCUACCAGCAAAUAGUUUUGUACCGUUACAAGAAGCUUUGUAUACUAUACCGGUUCCAAGAUUUCUUCGAGCGAUGGAUUUUUCACCAUCAUUGGAGCCAAUAAACUCUCCGGAGGAAAGAGCGCUAACAGCUACACCGAAACACCUCAUGGAAAAACGAGAAUAUCAAGUUCCAUUUAUGCUUGGCUAUAGUGAUCUGGAAGGAUCGUUUUUCACUACCCUUGAACAGUUCAUCGAUCAAACGGUGUGGGAUCAGUUCAAUGCCCAACCUCAUUUAUUGGUACCUUACUUUUGGAACAUCAACAAUGGUUCGACGGCGUCAUCCAGCGUUAUCUCCGCUUUUCAGCACAAUUAUUUUCGCGGUCAUCCAAUUGACAGUUCGGUAGACUUCGAGUGGGCACAGUACUACGGAGAUCAUAUAUUUCUAUUUCCGAUCGAUUAUACUACUAGUGUGCACGCGAAAGGCCCAGCACCAGUUUACUACUAUCAGUUUUCGUACGAUGGUGACCUGAAUUUGUAUAAAAAGAUGCUGAUGAUCGCCCAUCCAGGAGCAGUUCAUACCGAUGAACUUCCCUACAUGUUUGAAAUAGCAGCGCAAAUGGGCAUUACAAUUGAGCCGAGUAGUCAUGCUCUAACGGUGAGCAGUCGAGUGGUACGAAUGUGGACGAAUUUUGCGAAAUAUGGGGAUCCUACUCCGGGCGAAGACUCUUUGCUGCAAAAUGUCAUCUGGCCGAGCGUCCAAGAGGAAACGGGAAGCUUAACUAGGAUGGAUAUUGGUCAUGAUCUGCUGAUUACGGAUGCUUGGUCUUCAAACAGAUUACAGUUGUGGCGUGAAUUGCAGACUUCGUAUGCUACUGACCCGUUUGAGUGAUAUUUAGAGCGAUAUCAUUAAAAUGUUUUUAACCUUAACCUUGUAACAUGCUCCGGUGUGAGUCAAUUUAAUUAAUAUUUUUAUUUCAUCUUCAAACAACACACAACCACACAAUAGGUACCGAAUACAUCAAAAUGCCUAAUAAUCUUUAUCGAAAGAACGUGAAAAUAUUCCGCAGCGGAAACCUGUAGAACAUCUUUGUUCCGGUUGCAUUCAUUAUCGGCGACGAUGCUUUCAUUCAAUAUAAAAAAUAAAUUUCCAUUAGGUUUGCCAUUAAAAGGUAUAAGCUCAGUUUUGUAUGUGUGCUGAUCAGGUUCAAAUAAUUCAUCGUUGAUAUCAUUGUGAACAUUCGAAGCUUCGACCAAAUUACUUUCAAUCUUGUCCACUCACAAUUUUCGUUUCAUGCGGCGAAUCCUCAAUUUAAUUGUCCUAAUUAUAUUCGUGUUUCGGUUCAAAGCCCGGGGAUUAAUUCCUGAUAAUCACCAGUUAUUAUUGCAAUGAUGUCAACUAUAUCCUCAAUUUGACGCUGGUCGAACGAAGCUAAAACGGUCCUGUAAAGAUGCAACAAUUCUUUCCGGCUGACCAACAAACUACUCAGGUUUAGGCAUAAAACCAUGCUGGUCAUCUCCGAUGUAGUGUUUAGAGUUAUUGUUAUUUAUCAGUGUGCAAUCAGACUGUCUCAACAACCUUUUUCUGCAACCUAUGUGCAUUAACUGUACACCUACCGUCUAUCCGUUGCACUUGACAGUGUGUGCAGUGCUUUAUGGUCACACCUAUGACCGCGCACCCGGCUUCCCAUGAGCGUUUUGGCGGCUCAGAGGUGUC
Topomyia yanbarensis is the source of this 2595-nucleotide messenger RNA. RefSeq names its product acylcarnitine hydrolase-like. The record is from RefSeq and is a predicted model, not a curated record. The coding region runs from base 1 to 1770 and encodes 589 amino acids. The transcript is spliced from 2 exons. Lineage: Eukaryota; Metazoa; Arthropoda; Insecta; Diptera; Culicidae.